AUGCUUAGCGUGAAGACCUAUAGCAUUCGCCGCGGGGUUGAGUACAAGGUAUUGGAGUCGGAUCACCGCAAGUACUAUGGCAAGUACAAGGAGUUCGGGAACGGAGCUGAUACUGCCACGUCGAUUAAGGUACUGCAGAAUGUCACGGAGGCACACUUCGGGUUCAGACUGAUGUAUAGGAGGAUCACUAUGUCGGGUAGUGCAGCUGUGUUGAGGACGAGUCCUGUUCGGGUAGGUGGGCAGUUGGAUGAUUCUACAGCUUAUUUCCAUCGCUUGUUUUGGACAUUCCCACCAUGUGUUGAGGCAUUUCGACAUUGCAAGCCGUUGGUUAGUGUGGAUGGGACCCACCUGUACGGCAAAUACGGUGGUACACUACUUAUCGCGAUUGCACAGGACGGCAACUCCAACAUCAUCCCUAUUGCCUUUGCACUUGUGGAAGGUGAAAAUGUGGAGUCGUGGCACAAUGGGAUAAAGGCUGCAUUGGAGGCUCCUGAUGGGGUAUGGCUUCCCCCUACUGCAUAUAGGGAGUUCUGCAUCCGUCAUGUGGCGGCUAAUUUUGCCCUGACAUUUAAGGGGAAGGAUGCAAGGAGGCUGUUAGUGAAUACUGCAUAUGCAAAGACGGAGGUCGAGUUUCAAUACUGGUUUGACAUCUUGAGAACGUUUGAUCCUGCGAUGUGCGACUGGGCUAAUCGAAUUGAGUAUGCACAUUGGACUCAGCAUCGAGAUGAAGGCCGCAAAUUUGGGCACAUAACUACGAAUAUAUCUGAGUGUGUGAACUCGAUCUUAAAGGGUGUUAGGAACCUUCUGGUGUGUGCAUUGGUGAAAGCCACAUAUGGGCGGUUGGCCGAGUUAUUCGUUUGCAAGGAAAAAGAGGUCGAGGCACAGUUAGGCACUGGACAACAGUUCAGUCAGCAUCUGCUUAAGGCGAUUGAGGCCAACCUGAAGGCCUCAAGGUGCUUCACCGUGAUGCAGUACGACAUGGAUAACUCAGAGUUUACGGUGGCUGAGACCACUCCGAUAGAGGGCUUUUCACUUGGCUCAUACAGAGUAUCCCUCAAGGACCAGACAUGUGAUUGUGGCUAUUUCCAGGCACUUCAUUAUCCAUGCUGA
Messenger RNA from Arachis stenosperma, 1110 nucleotides. RefSeq lists its product as uncharacterized. Gene Ontology annotation, molecular function: zinc ion binding. The coding region runs from base 1 to 1110 and encodes 369 amino acids. The transcript has 4 exons. NCBI's taxonomy places the organism in Eukaryota, Viridiplantae, Streptophyta, Magnoliopsida, Fabales, Fabaceae. The record is from RefSeq and is a predicted model, not a curated record.